GGGCACACUUCCGCCGGCUGCAGGAGCCGAGGCUCGCCGAGGUGCUGUAUCCAGGCGUGGGGUGCGUCACCUACGACUCGCAGGAGGCGGUGGCCGCGGCCGUGUCCGCCUUCAACCACUCCGACCUGGGUGGCAACAUCAUCAAGGUAGAUUCCUCUGCAUCCAAAGGCUACGGCAAGGGCUGCGGCGGCAAGAAGGGGGGCACGUCGCCAGCCGCGCAGGCGCCGCCGGCGCCGCCGCCUCUCGACGCUGGCCUGGGCGGCGGCAUGGACAAGGGCCAGAAGGGGCAGUUCGACAAAGGCUGCGGCAAGAUGGGCGGGUUCGCGGGCGCCGAGUGGGGUGACACGAUGAGCAUGCCGUGCGGCACGGUGGAUACAUCGGGCGGUGGUGGCAAGGGCCGGGGCGGUUGCGACGGCGGCAGGGACGGCAAGGAAGGCAACCUUGGCAGCAGAGAAAUGAGCGACGAAGAUUCUCCUGGUGUCUUCAAGGUGACUGUGGAACCGUCGUCGCAGCUGGUGGGGCAGGGUUUCCCACGGGAGGCUCCAGGCAUGGCCCACGACGAGGACUACGAGAGCCUCUUCAGUCAGGCUGGCCACGUCCUCGCAGACCUGGUCGGCAGCUUCCAGGAGUUCUGCACCCUCGUCCACGACCCCGACUGGCAGCAGUUCCCCGACGUGGCCGCGGCGGUGCAGGCGGGCGGAGGGCCCAAGGGCCGCCUCGCGAUUGCCGCCUGCCCGAACGCGGGCAAGUGGGCCGUCGGCAUAGCUGCGAGCUCGGAGAGCAGGGAAGCGGCAGCGAAGCUGGCCCUGGCGGUCUCCCUCGCGAAGGAUGACCGCUCCGUCCUCGACAAGCUGCGGAGGCCUUAUCCGAUGUUUUAUCUGUGCAUGGCCGUGCAGCCGGGCGACGACGGGCAGUGGCGCGGCACGGUAGGGGCGGGCAGGGGCACGCCUUCCGUGCGGGCGCUGCACUGGCUCACCCUGGCCCAGAACGCUGGCAUCACCCAGGCCGGUUUCCCGCCCGAGGCGCUGUGCAUAGUGCACGGCGGCAAAUCCGAUGGGGGCGCCUUCGCCAAUUCCCACAGCAUCCUGUGCGAGUUGAUGGAGGAUGCGGGCGCUGUGGAAUGCAUCGACGAUCCAGACUGGAACGUCACGCCAGAGGUCGGCGAGGCGUUGAAGGCGGCCCAGUGCGUGGAGAUGCCCUUCACCGUGGCGAAGAGCAGGCUGUUUUCCGCCUGGGGCGUCGGCGUCGGAUCUCGCUGGCAGUAUAGGGAGACAGCGGCCAAGCUCUCCUUAAGCCUGUCGAUCUGUGGGUCGACAGGCAAGCUGGAGCAGCUUUCGGAGAAGUAUCCAGAGUUCCAUGCGCUCUGCGACAAGGCAGGGCUGGUGGAGGCGGGGCUCGUGCAGCCCCCGUCCAAGCGGCGGAAGCCUCCCAGAUUUGACCAGCUGUAGCCGCACGCUCGUGCCUCACAGGGCUGCAGAGCGGCAUCCCUGCCGAAUGGGAGCGAGCACCACUGGACGGCGGGGCGGCACGCCAGCUGCGCAUCUGCGUGCGCCGUAGAAACAGGCGC
Prorocentrum cordatum is the source of this 1567-nucleotide messenger RNA. NCBI's taxonomy places the organism in Eukaryota, Dinophyceae, Prorocentrales, Prorocentraceae. The record is from the annotation of a GenBank genome assembly.